AUGUGAUCUCCGAGCACCUGCCAAAGUCGGAGGUUCCCGAGUUGUUUUUGAGGAGUAGAAAUGAGGGUGUAAACACAGCGACUGAAAGAUAAAUAUGACACGAACUGUCACUCGGACAGCUGUUUGGUUUGAAAGAUCAUGAGCGGUGAUGAUUGUCAUUUCACUGAAAGACAGAAUCUCCUUACUCGACUCCUUGAUGCUGUUAAACAGUGUCAGGUGAGAUUUGGCGGACGGUCAGAGCUAGCCACGGAUGCAGACAGCAGGGUGUCCUGUCUGUGUGCAGCGUGGGAGGCGGCACUACAACAUGGUAUGCGCAAGAACAACAAGGCUCUCACUGCCAUCAAGCAGGUGACGGAGAGAGCAGGGCUGUCAAAAGUAACAGAUUUCCUCAAUGACAUCAAGAAUAUUGAUCCUGAGCCAGCCUUCUGGCAGUAUGCUAAGGACGUCCUGACUAAACAUGAGCUACAACGCCUCGCCAACCUCAAGACCAUCAACAGCGAUGCUGGCCGAGGACGAGCGUGGCUCCGUGCUUCAUUCAAUGAACAUUCCCUGGAGAGAUACAUGCACAUGCUCAUCGAUAGCGAUGACUUGCUCAGUCAGUUUUAUGAAGAGUGGGCAUUCCUACGUGAUCAGGAGAGAAGCAGUAUGCUGCCCAUGAUGUCGGCCGGUCUUGGUUCUAUUUUGUUUGCUAUCACCAUUGACCGGCCAGAGCUAAACAGAGCACACCAUGUUUCUAACAAUGUGCAUGUCAACAACACAACUGAUCAGGGGACGGCUGCUGACGUUCAGGAGGAGCCACAUGCAGUUAUAGCUGGGGACAAUGAAAUUGCAGAGAGUGUCAAAAAGAAGGAAAAAAGGAAAAAGAAGAAGAUAGCAAACAUUGUCAGCUUUGAUGAAGAUGAUGCAGAUGUGUUCAGUGAGUCAGGGUCAGUGACUGCCAAGUCCAGGAAGUCUCCCCACAGCUCUGUCAGUUCCGACCCCAUAUCCAGGGAGGAUUCCAUUAAAGACAUGUCUGACAAUGUUGAGGACAAAGCUGGUGUUCAGAUGAGAAAUGGGGAUCCAGGUGAUGGAGUCACCUCAAAGGGAGGCAACUCUACCCAAUCAAAUAAGACCACUCCAAUUGUGAGUCAAGCGUCUUCAGAUGGACUGUCAAGGUCAAGUCUGGGGUCAUUCAGUUCAGAAGAUGUGGAAUUAGGGGAGGGAACAGCAACUCUGACGCCGCUCUCACCGGCUGGUCAGCCUAUUGACUUGACGCCACCUAGUGGCAGGAAUUCCUCUCAGAGCCACACAGUGGAUUCUGAGGUACUGGGGUACGCAGGAGAGGAUGUUGAGUCUGCUGCCCUGGCUCUGGCUAUGGUACAGAAGGGGCUCAAUCAAAGCCCCCGUACCCAAGGAGAUGGUGGCAGCAUUGACGAAGUGUUGGAACAGCAGGGAAUCAGUGGGCAGAGUAUGUGUCACACAACUAGUCUCAUUGCCCUGCCCUCCAGCCCUAAGACGGCAGCUGAGAAGAGUGACUUGAAGCAAGCUGUAGUUGCCAUGAUGUUGCGGAAGGAUGAAGUUGAAGAACAAAACAAGUCAGUGAAGGCGAUGUUGGAGCAUGAGAUGGAGACCUCAUCGAUGUUGCGUGCUGAGAUUGAGGAGCUGAAGUUGCAGCAGCAGUCUCGGCAGGAGAUGGACCUUGCUAAGAUACAAGCAUUGCAGAAGGAGAAUGAGCUGUUGAAGCACCAGCUACGGAAGUACGUGAACGCUGUUCAACUUCUGAGGACUGAGGCUGUAAACAAAGAUGCUAACCUUGGAGUGAGCCUGGAGGAGCCCCAGCCAACCAUCCCCCCUGAGAAACCCAUGAUUGACUACAGCUACGAGGCGUCAGAGUACGAGAAGAAACUCAUCCAGGUAGCUGAAAUGCAUGGUGAGCUGAUGGAGUUUAAUGAGCUGCUGCAUCGACAACUCAACUGUAAGGAGACGCUGCUGAAGCAACUCCGCCAGGAGCUGGUGGACCUCCGUGGUCCACUGCCAUAUGAUGCCCAGGCUUCCAUCGAAGACUCCAUACCAGGGGAAGCAGAUGUCCUUGCUUUGCCUCGGACCCUGGUGAACAUUUGGAUCCCUUCAGCCUUUAUCAGAGGAACUGCCACCGACUCACACCAUGUGUACCAGGUUUUUGUCCGGAUACGAGAUGAAGAAUGGAAUGUCUACCGCCGAUAUAGCCAGUUUCAUGAUCUACAUGUCAAGUUAAAAAAACUUUACCCGAUGGUCAGCAAAUAUGAAUUCCCACCCAAGAAAACAAUUGGCAGCAAGGAUGCCAAGGUGGUGGAGGUUCGUCGUCUGUCACUCCAGAAGUACCUUCGUCAAGUAAUCAACCUACUCAUGGAGAAGAAUGAACAAUUUGUUGCAAACGUCACAAAAGAAAGUUUAAUGACCAUCCUACCAUUCUUCAAUGACCAAGAUGAAGGGAGUAAGAAAGGCCGGAAAGGUAAACCUGUAAUCCCGAAACGGAGUGCCCAGCCUCCUGCUCCAUCACAGCAACAGCUGCAGCAAGGCACAACAUCAUCAUCACAAGGGGCAACCCAAUGACGCUCUGCUGACCCGUAGUAUUUAAUUCCUGGGACAAAAUCAGUGUCAAAAGCCAGCUAAAGAUUUUGCUAUGUCAUGCAAUCUGUCAUUCUCAGGUCAUAGUAAAAAGUACAUUUUUCUUUCUACUGUAGGUAGCAGCAUAAGAUAUCAUGUUUUUGAAAUUUGUAUUAUAUUCCUUAUAUUUACUUCAGUUAAUGUAGAAAAUAGAAUUACACACUAUGCCUAGCUCAUAAGGAAUAAUGUUUUGUGAAUUAUGUGUUAUGAUAUGUUGUUUUAUGUACACAUACUGCUUUACCUGAAACUUAUUCCAUACUGCUUGUGCCUGAAUAUUCACUGUGUGCAUAUAUGUUAUGUGAUACCAGCAGGCUCAUGUCAACUCUUUGUGAUAUGACUGAAAUAAUGUUUAAGUAGCAUUUAACCCAGGUUACACACAGUUCUGACAGGAAUCAGAAUCCUACAUGUAAAACACUGUAAUCUGAUUACAGUGUAUAUAUAAACAUCCCAGCAUGGCGGUUGAGGGUUUACGGCAACACACAGGGUACAUCAGAGCGUAUAACCCUUGUGAUAAAUCUGCAUCCUUGUCUCCAUGGGGAAACCCUGUGAAUUUGUCAGUUAUAGGACCUGGGGCCACUUGUACAAAGCUAUCUUAACGCUAAGGUGAUCGUAAGUCCCAUACUUUUUAAUAGGCUUACGAUCAUCAUAGUGCUAAAAUCGCUUUGUACAAGUGGAUCCUAAUUAUUAAUCAUUUUUUAUUCAAUAAUUAUUUACAUACAUUGUAGAGCAAACAGUUUAAGUGAAAUAAUUAAAGCAGGUUACCUGCAAUCUGAUUGCCUUUAACCAAAUAUUUUAAUAGGCUUGGAUUCUGACAGUUUGAAAUGUAGGCAUUGUGAGUCUUUCUGAAUUAUAUUUCUAAAAGGGCAUAGCAUGUAAUUUAUUAUGAAUUUGUAAUAAGCAUCUCUUUAUGCCUUGGAAAAUUUAUGAAAAACAAAUUCCAAGCUUGUACGCCAAUACAACAUUCUCUCCAUGAAUAUCUGACAAUCCUCUUUUAGGAAGCUGUUGAGGUGGAGUGUCUAUUAUGCCAGUCUACAUCAAGGUAUAUGAUUCCGUGCAGCAUGUAUCUGAUUUCUGUAUCCCCAAAACAAACAUGGAAUAAUGGAAUAUGCCAUUAUGUUUUUCUGGAUAUUUCAUACACAAAUUUCAGAGAAGUGACACAGAAAGGUAAAUAUAGAUCAAAGUUAUUGAGAUUGGAUCAACUUACAAAAUACAUUUGUCUUUGCAAACUUGGUUGUGAAACAUGAGCUGUCUGUUCUGCUUUAAGCUUGCUGUAUUUCAGGGUCUGUUUUGUUGGACAGGCUUUACCAGACGUGUAUCAUGAUAGUUUUGUGCAAUAGUUUAGUUCAGAUCGUUCAUAGUUCCCUGGAUUCUGCUUGUAACAGGAGGCCCAUUUUGGGUAUGUUACAUGAGGCCCAUUAAGGGUUACCAUUUCAAGCCAUUACAGGAUUAAUUUGUAGUAUUUUCAGGAAGUUAAUACUCAAUGCUGUCAGGCAUGAUUCAACACAAAUGUUAAUAAUAUUUGGCAAUUUUACAUAUCAUUAAUAUUUCAGAAUAUUGAUAUUUCUUUGGCGAGCCAUAGCCAUAACCCUUGUGGGGACUACAAAUAGAAUAGAUACCCCAUGUGUGUCAUAAUGGCCGACUUCCUCGGAUUGGAUCUUCAUAGUGUGUGACCUUGCUGAUUGGGUGUUAUCAUACCUUCCACUGUGGGUUCUUGCUCAUACUAUCGAUCUCUGGUUUGUCUACUUAGUUCCUUACAGUCCAUGUCAAUAUGACUGUGGCACAAAAAGACCACCAAGCCUACUUAAGGAUACCAGUUUUAACAACAAUCAUUUUUAAUCAUGUUAAAUUUUUAAUUUGUGUAAAUUUCAAUUUUGAAAAAUUCAAAUUCUGUAGAAUGCCUAUGGGUUGACCCUCAUGCAAAUUAAACACAACUACACACUACACCUA
This is a messenger RNA of Haliotis rubra (blacklip abalone), 4572 nucleotides long. RefSeq names its product sorting nexin-29-like. Lineage: Eukaryota; Metazoa; Mollusca; Gastropoda; Lepetellida; Haliotidae. Gene Ontology annotation, molecular function: phosphatidylinositol binding. The record is from RefSeq and is a predicted model, not a curated record. Bases 139 to 2571 code for a protein of 810 amino acids. The transcript is spliced from 22 exons.